CACCGUCAACUCUGUGGUAUUUUUACGUGAUUGUUGAAUUCAAGCAGGUACAUACAUAAAAUAAAAUGAUUUUUAUUCACUGUGCCGUGUAUGUCUUUGCGAAUUCAUAAGUGUAUUAAAAAACUAGUGAAAAUUAAUUGCAGCCAAGCUAUUACGUGAUUUAGAAACGAAUGACGGAACAAAUAUUUCACAUAGUGAUAAUGUGCAAAAUACGUAAAAGUAUAUUUUGCAAUUUACUUAUUUAUGUUCAUUAUAUUCGAAUAUUUUGAUUUCUGAAGAUCAACUAAUCUUUUAGUAGUUUCUUGUAGUUUUGAAAUGGAGCUCUAAAAGUGGAAUCUUGUGACCGUUUUAGUGCAGUUGGAAAAUGAAAUAGCAGUACACCCCAAAUAAUGCCAUGUACGCCCAAGAUAACAGAAGAAAAGAACCGAAAGAUGUCAUAUAUCGCAGCAAUUCAAGUCUUGACUUGAUAUAUGCCGAGCAUCCGUCUGGGAAUGGUCUGAGACGUGAGUAUGGAAGUCACGGAUCAAUCGACGUGAUCGGUGGAGCUAACGAGCGACUGCCCGCGAUGGUGCACAACUACAGCGGAGUAUCAGGCCCAGACAAACCUCAGGAGCUGGGCCGAGCAUCCGAGAGACUUGCAGACGUCGUCAAUAGCGACCACGCUGACGGACCGCCACCAAGAGCUAGUGCCAGCCCCAAACCACGUUUAAAACUCAAUAAGCUUUGGGGCGGGGCUGGAACCGCGAUUUCACGCCAACCUCUCGACGAUGUGUCCAUCACAAGUAUCCCAGACAGCAGUAAAAGAAAACAAUUCGCCCAUUAUGACUGCCAAUCUUUAAUGGCAAAUUUAAGUUAUGCAGCUGAAGUGAGAGGAGCAUUGCUCAGUCGCAGACGUAAUACAACCACAGGAGCUUCUGCUGCAUCCUUGCUUGCCACUCGUGGCCUGCCCCCGGGGGAAGAUUCUGUACCAGACACAGGAGAUGGACGAUCUAAUGAGUUGCUUGAAAGCUGCCCUUUCUUCAGGAAUGAACUUGGAGGGGAAGAGGAAAGAUGUGUUUCCUUGUGCUGGAAAACUGCUCGAGGUGCAAUCCCAGGUCAGUCUGGGGGCUGGCAUCGUCCCCGAGCCGCAUACGGUCUGUCCAUGCUAGAGUUUCCACCAGGCCAGACGCAUUGGCGCAACGGCUGCCCCUUCGCAAGAUCAUUGUCACCGCUUCCCAUCGAGAGCCAAGACCAAGGUGCUUUGUAUUACCGCAACUACUUUUAUAACCAACCCCAUCAAAACUGGUUCGGAAUGGAUGACAGUCUGGGUCCAAUAGCAAUAUCAAUAAAAAAGGAGCGAGUUCAAUUAAAACGUGACAGCAGUGGCGACGCUUCCGAACCGUUGUUCCAAGUCGUCUGGCAGUACCGGCUUGUCAUACGCACGUCGGAACUGCUUACCCUACGCGGAUGCGUGCUUGAAGAUGCAUUGUCGAAUGUAAAGCCGACCAACAGUGCAACUUAUAACACUAAAGAAGUACUGGAGUAUGUCGCACCUGAAUUGCAGUUGAAUUGUUUGAGGCUUGGUAUUACAAAUAGCGGUGCUGAAGAACAAUUACUUCGACUAGACGAGCAGUGCGUCACCCGUCAUUAUAAAGUAGGGGUAAUGUAUUGCAAAAGUGGUCAGUCCACCGAGGAGGAAAUGUAUAACAACCAGGAAGCGGGACCAGCGUUUGUCGAAUUCCUACAAAUGUUGGGCCAAACUGUCAGAUUAAAAGACUUUGACAAUUACAAGGCGGGAUUAGACAUCAAGUCAGACUCCACAGGCUUAUACUCUGUCUUCACAACUUACCAAAACUGCGAUAUAAUGUUUCACGUGUCGACGAUGCUUCCAUACACACCGAAUAACAGACAGCAGUUGUUGAGGAAACGGCACAUUGGCAACGAUAUUGUGACUAUAGUAUUCCAGGAGCCCGGCGCGGCACCAUUUACCCCACGAAAUAUUCGUUCGCAGUUCCAACACGUGUUUAUAAUAGUGAGGGCAAUAGACCCAUGUACAGACAACACGCAUUACAGUAUAGCUGUUAGUAGGGCUAAAGAAGUGCCUUUAUUUGGACCUCCAAUAAAAGAAGGAGCUGUCUACCCCAAGGGAGAAACGUUUACGGACUUGCUUCUUAGUAAGGUAAUAAACGGCGAAAAUGCCGCGAUCCAAUCACCAAAGUUUAGCACAAUGGCCACGCGCACGCGACAAGAAUAUCUUAAGGAUUUAGCCAAAAAUUACGUGACCGCCACUACAGUGGAGAGUGGACAAAAGUUUUCACUUUUGUCAUCCCUGCUGAUGAAGAGCGGCAACAACUCUAACAACAACGCGGUUUUGCCCCGCGUCAACAACUGCACCAACGACGUACUCGUCGGCGGAGCGCUCUGCUUCCAUGUGCAAGUACAAGACGAGGGUGCCGGGGGGACUGUCCUAGAGUGCAUCAUGGGGGUCUCUGCCGAUACCAUCGUGUUAGUGGAGGACAGCACGCGGCAGAUCAUACUCGUCAUACCCACAUAUACGUUAUUAGGCUGGGCGUGCAGCGGCGGCUGGUGGCGCGUGUACUACCACCGCGGCGCGUCCGUGCGCGUGCGCGGCGCGGCCGACGCGCUGUGGCGCCGCCUGGCCGCCGUGGCGCCGCCGCACGCCGCCGCGCUGCCCGAGGUGGCGCUCGAGCGCGGCACCGCGGCGCAACUCGGGUUCCACGUGCAGCCGGACGGGCUGGUGACGGCGGUGGAGAGCAGCGGGUGCGCGGCGCGGGCGGGCAUGCGGCGCGGCGCGCGCCUGCUCGAGGUGUGUCGCGCCGCCGUCGUCGCGCUGCACCACGAACAACUCGUCGACCUGCUCAAGACGUCCGACCCGGUCACCGUGCGCGUGACGUUCGCGACGGGCGGCAAGUGCCAGUGCGAGAGCGGGCUGGAGGAGGUGGUGCCGGGGCGCGCGGACGCGCAGCAGCCGAGCCGCCGCCGCGCCGACCGCGCCCUCUCGCCCCCGCGCUCCGACAGCUCCGGAUACGGCACCGGCGGGUCGGCGCGCAGCGCCCGCCGGUCGCCGCAGUCGUCGCCGGUGACGGACGCGGUGCUGCGGCGCCGCUCGCACGACGACUCCGCCUCGCCGCGACACUCGCGACAGAAGCGCGCCUCCGCUAACACCAGCUCGCUAACGGAAGAACUGAUGCGUCUUAUGGACGCGGGGUUAAGUGAUACACGCGCUAAUAGCGCAUCAAGCCUGUCAGGGCCUAAUAUAAGCAGCAGUGGUGGAAUAGGCGGCGGCGUGAAUAGUGGUACUGGAAUAGGAGGCGGCGCCGGAAUGGGCGGGCCAACAGCUCAGUCCCGAGCCGCGCCGCUGCCGCUGCCCGACGCCGCGGCGCUGGACUGGGCGACGCUCGUCCACACCGCUACACGAGCUAUGUUGCAGAUUUGUGAAGAACACCAAUCAUAUCCAUCGAUGGACAAUUCUGACCCUUUGCUGGAUCCUAUCAUAUCAGAUAGUGUUAAUGAUUCCUGGUCGGAUAUCACCGCGAACUCUGAGGUGAACUCGCCGAGUGCGGGAGCGCCGACCACGGUCGCAGCAGGGGGCGGAGGGGGCAGUGCGGGCGCGGGCGGCGGGGGCGGCGGGGGCGGCGCGGGCGGCGCGUGCGCGUGCGGGCUGGCGGCGCGCGUGGCGGCGCUGGAGGCCGACGCCGCCGCCUCGCAGCGCACGCGCUCGCAGCUGGAGGACGAGGUCCGUCGCUUGCGUCGUCACAACGCUCGGCUGCGCGACGAGUCCGCGCGCGCCGUGUGGCAGCUGCGACACUUCACGCAGUGGCUCAAGAGGACGGUGGAUCGACAGGAUCGGAUCGAAGAUUAAGAUUGGGAUCAUUUAUUGAAAGCAGCCGUUCGUGACUCCAAUUUGUAUACCUUCCUUUUGGUAUUGCACUAUUAUUUACUUCCGCAUAUAAUUAAUGAAGUUAUUGGUAUGUAUAUGAAUCCAGAAUGGAACAUUUAACGGUCUCCAGUCGAUUACUAUGUCAAUUUUAGAAAUUUAAAACUGUAUGUUUCCAGGACAAGUGUUUUACAUCGGACAAUAUUAAAUCCCUAGUAUGAACAAUGCUUCCUUUUGUAAAAAGGAUGAAGUUGAAAAGCAUUAAAGUAUUUAAAAGAAUCAAAAUUUUAAAGUUUUAUGCACCGUGAUUCAAAUGUUUGAUAGACAUGCUUGUCGAGAAUUUAAAUGCAAUGCGAUGAUUUUCAUGUAGCUUUAAUUAUAGAACGAGUAAGGUUUAACAUUGAAGUCCAAAAUAAUUUUAUUAGUCUUGAGAAUAGAGAAUCGCAAAAUUCCCAAAUAUCCGGAUAGGAACAUGUAAACUUAUAACAGAGUAAAACCCUCCAUGACAUUUAACAGUGCAAUUAUAUUAUGUGUGUAAUUUCCAUACAAUAUUUUUUUAAAAUGUCAACCUAUCCAUGCAAUAAACAUAUAUUAAUCUAAAUUGAAUGGCAUCGUUUCGCUGAAUACGAUUCGGUAAUAAAGAUCUUGUAUUAUGCUUGCAUUUGUAAAAUCUGUGUAUAAUUUCGGUUAAGUAAAACUGGCACAUUCAUAAAAUUCAUACCAAUACAAUCUUACACAGGUGGAUAGUAAUAUUAUUAUUAUUAUUAAAAAUAUCAUGCUAUAUUGUUUGACUUUAUUGAGGAGUGAGCGAUACGUUGUCAUGACAACAGACGUAUGUUUAUUCACAGACACUACACACGCGCAAUAUGUCAAUGUGUUAUACGCGCCAGCUGUAGAUAAUCAAUCUAUACAAUAUAAAUGAAGGCGAUAAGCCUUUUGGCCUAUAUAAUAAUACAAUCUUACGGCCUUACCUAAUGUAUAUGUAUAUCAAUAUAUAUUAUGUCUGUUAUCGUUUUUAGUGCUUUAUCUUUUUGUUAUGAACGACUUUUAACAUCAAAUGAAACGAGACAAUUAAAAACUAUAAUAGACGCAUACAGCUUUUAUAAGUAAAGUUAAAUGUGUAGCAAAGUGAUAGUGAUCAUAGAAUGAAAACGGCUUUAUCUAAUAAAAUUAUUACAUUCGAGUAAUCAAAUAAGGAACCUUAAUAAAGUCCUAUGAAUAUUGUAUAAUACGUAUAUAAUAUGAUCAUAUAUGAAAAUUAAAAUCAGCUCUGUAUCUUAUGAAUUCUGUGCCUUUUCUGUGCUUCUAGUGAAGCCUUUGUUUUUGCGUAGUCUUUACGUACCUAAUGUUAGCUUGUCAUGUAUAUAUAAUAUUACGUGUAUUCCCGUUAAUGGGUUUGUUUGUUGUGCAGGAUUUUAUCCAAAUGAAAUGUAAUUUAAUUGUUCAAAAUGUGAAGAUUAGUUUUAUUUGAAAUAUUUUCAGUCUGAGGAUUUGUUUUAAUCAUUGAAACAUUGAAAUCGUAUUAGGACAAGCCCACAGUGCAAAAUCUUAUAUUUACCUAUAUUUUUUUAAGUUUUACGUCUUUGUAGAAAUUAAUUAAAUAUACCAGGUAAAAAUGCUUUAAAUGACCCAAAUAAUGAUUUGCUUGCCGUUAACUGAUCUUGCUACAAUCAAAAUAUAGCUGUAGAAACGAAUUUUUAUUGAGGAGAUGGAAUCACGGUCCACAUGAAUUUUAAUCUCGCAUUCUACUAGGGUAUUUGUUUUGUACAUGGUCCCAUGAUAACAGCUAAAAAUAAGUAAAUGAAUCCCUUUUGUAAAACCGCAUUAUGAUUGGUUUAGAACUGAGACAGUAUUGCUAAUAUAUAUUAUUCAUAUUUCAGAUAUUGCAAUGUGCAGGAAUGAACACGUAGUUGGGAUAUCGUUCUAUCUCAAUCGUUCUAUCUCAACUAAUUGUAAUUCCCCGUGGGGAAUGACAUCACGUUCAUAUAUGGAGUCUCUUUUAUGGUUUCUUUUAGCUUUCCCCUUCUACCAAAUUCAAAAGUAUAAUUUGUCCAUAUUUUACCCGAUUUUAAUAAGUCUUUCUGUGUUAGAAUUUAUAUGGCGUAUAUAUUUAAUAAAUAUGAAGAACAAAAAAGAGUAAAGUACCUUAUUCCAUGUAUUAAGGAAUGGCAAUGAACAUUACUUUAUUGCAAUGUGAGCUUGCCCUAUGGAUACUUUUGUCGUAACAUAUUACAAAAAAACUUAUUUAUUAUUAUACCUACAUAUAUUUCAUUUUACUAUUAAGCUUAUUUAUUAAAAUCAAAUGGUGAAUACUUACAAGAGUAUAUACUUGUAGAGUCCGUUCUUGUGAUAAGAAGAGGCUUGAUGAUAAAAACACACUUUUUUGCAAGUGACUUAAAAACUGUCAUUGUUCCAAAAUGAAGUAAUGUUUUUGAAUACACCUUUCGCUGAUAUAUCAGAUUUAAGUUUCUAUGUUGUUUUUUUUUACUGCUUAUAAUGAGACGAGCCUGUCAUUUGCUUGAUGGUAAGCGAUACUACCGCCCAUAAACAGUAAAAACACUAUCCCACACCUUGAACUACAAAGUAUUGUUCAGUAUUCCACUGCGCUCGCCAUCUUGAGACAUGAGAUGUUACGUCUUAUUAUGUCCAGCAGUUACACUGGCUACAAUGUUCUUCAAAUCGAAACAAAAAAGUGACUAAACACUUCUGCUAGGCGGUAGAAAAAAGAAAUAGACAUUGCGAUGGUACCUACCCAGGCGGACUCUCACAUAUGAGAGACCUACCACGAGUAUUUUUUAUCUUAAAAUAACCAGACAGACAGCUGGAAGUGCAUAUAAUUUCAAAAUUGCAAAUAUAAAUAUGACACUACAAACUUCACGUCAUAAGAUAUGGUUAACGUUAAGAUGUUCUGUAACCAGUAAAUAUUCUAGUGAGUGUUCACGCUAAAAUUUUUGUACUUAGUUUCUACAAAAUUAUAUUAGUUUAUAUUUCCACUACCAAACAAUUAGUUUCAGAAGUACAAUUUAAGAAUUUACACGAUUUGCUAGUUCGUGAAUUAUCUUAAUGCAAUUAUAGGCAGUGCCUUUAAAAUUAUAACUUCCAAUAUACAACGGACUUGUUCAUAAUUACAAUCACAAUUUGUAAUCGAUCGUAUAUUUGUGAUGUUAUUCAUUGGACAUGCCUAUGGCAUUCAUGCUUUAUUAGAUUCCAUAGUUUUAGUAAUAAGUAUAUUUGAACUUAUAAGGAGAACACCAAUUAUUAUAAGAAAGAGUUGAACUCAAAUGCGUGGAGUGUAGUGUACGUUACAGAUAAAUUAUAUACUGCAUCCGUUUGCGAAUGAUUCAGAUAUUUGGAAACAGUCGUUGGUCCGCGAAGUGUUCUGAAAAAUUAUGAUUUAAACAUUUUUCCAUAAAUUAAUAGUAUUAUAUAAAUUAUUUUCAUCUCUUGUCACAUGCGACAGAAGCGCCACAAAGAAAAGUUACUUUCAAUCCUGAAAAAGUGAUCAGGGAUUUCCGAGAGAGAAUUUUCAUGUGAUUUUAAUAAUGAAUAUAAACGAUAUAUAAGGAGUUAAGAAUUUUCCUUAUAACAUGGUCAUCAUAUAGUUUGAUUUGAAUGACAAUAAAUAUGUUAUUAUCCGGCCUAACGAGUGUUUGUAAACUGACAACGCCGAUGCAUGUUACAUGUUAGUUUGUUUGCGACAUAUAAACUAAAGCUAGUGAGCAAUGAACACGCAGAUUGCGCAGAGUUGUAAGUAGGUAAAUUGUAAAGUACAUUGUCCAGCCUGCAUUCAUUCUCAUUGGAAUGUAUCCACUCACACCCAUUUGAAUUUGACCGUAUUGUUAUGACGAUUAUUUAAUAAAAAUUAAGUACCUUGUAUACUAGUAAAUUAAUAAACAUUUAAAUUAUUUAUAAUCAGUGUUUUAACCGAUCGCCGUUUUGUAACUUUCUUUCUUAAUACUGAAAAUGUCAUAAGAGUGAAAGAGAUAAAGCACUGAUUAAAACUGUUUAUAAGUAAGGGGUUUAAUUCUAAUUUAAAUACAGACUUGAAAACCUGCCAAAUAUUAAUACAAUAAGAAAAUUUUGUAAGCACAAACUAUAAUUGUUUAAAGUUAUGUUUAUAGACUGAACAUAGUUCAUAUUGAAAACUCGAUGGAUUUUCUUUAGGCUUACAUAAUGUAGUUUCAAAUUCUUUUGCUUCGCUUCGAAUGCGUACAUUUUUACUUAGCUUUGCAAAAGAGAUUGAUAAGGUUUUAAUAUAUGCUCAGUUAUUAUUCAGAGGAUAUUGUAUAAUUUACACAAGUUUGUAGACAUGUUUGAGGUGCUUCAUACAAUAUGUUGGACUUCAUACAUUAUUUUACAAAAUCAAUGUAUGAGGCAGUGCGGGGCCUAUUUCAUAUCUGAUCACUUGCUGUCGUCUCCGUUGUAUUUCAUAUUUGUCAUUUAUGUAUAUAUGAGUCUCAAGUAUUAGGUAUAAUGACGAAAGCUUUAUUAAUUUAGACUAGUUUAAGGUUGUUUUAUCGUUAAUGUAAGAUAUUUAAAGCUUUUGAGAUUAUUUGUGCAUUCUUAUUUCUAAAUUAUUGAUCUCUUGAAUAUUUUUUUAUCACAUGUCGAAUGCCUCGUUGCUAUUUGUUACCAAUGUAUUUAAAUACAAUUUAUUAUAUUAGUAAUUGGUAUUACUACUAUGUAUAUUUGUCCGUUUUUCGAGUUAACGUCGAUUUUCUUCGCAAUCUCCACCGGCAUCAUGUAUUCUGACGGGAAAGGAUUUGAUACACUUCGCACGUGUCGCUUCCAAAUCUAAUAACGGGUAUAGUAGAAAUAGAGUACCUACUUAGUGCAGACCACUUGUACGAACAAUUAGAACAUAGACUUAAUACAAAUUUACAAAUAUCGAAAAACGAUGCACGCCCUGAAGCUGAAAAUACAGACUGGGUUCGAGCCCAAAAGCAAUCUUGAUAUGUAUUUAUCCAUUUGUAAACGUGUGACCAAAUAUAUUAUGUACGCCCGAUCAUAGAAGGAAAAUAAUUUUGGUGAACAAUGUUACAGUGACACAUCUGCCUAUCCCUAUAAGGGUGCGGGUGUGAGUUUAUGGUUAUAAUAAUAACAGUGCCUUAUACGUAGAUUAUAAUGAUAAACUGUAAAUUGUGUUACUAUUGGUAGCAAUUAUGUAUCGUUCGCGCAAGAGCGAUUCGUAGAGUCAAUUAACUUUAGUGCUUUUAGCAACGGGACUUUUUCGACUGGUAUAUAUAUGAUCUUUAUCAAUUAAAUAUGUAUAAAAUUGAAGGUUCACUUUCAAAAGAUUUUGACAAUUUAAUAUUUAGCUGUCUUUUCAUUUAUAUUUCCAGAAGGUAAGAUUAAAUUCGACAUGGCAAAAUUUCGACACACAUUGUUUUGAAAAAAGUGCAACUACAUGAUCAGUCAUAUAUAUAUUAUUAAUCAGAGUUGUGAGCGCCGUAUUUCUUGAUUAUGAAUGCCUCAAAAACACCAAUUUUAAUGUUUUUCAAUCUAGAUGGUAAAUCAUUUGAACAGAGAGAGAUAAAUAUAAAAUAAUGAUUUGAAAUUAAACGCGCAUUCGUCAGAUUAAAAGGUGAUUUUUUAUUUUGUAGACAAUACUUACAUGACGCACUUAAGUACAUGACAAGUCAAAAGUAAAAACUGUAACUACCUAUAUUGAUUGCAUAUUUAUAUUACAAAGCAUUUUUCUUUUAAAACGCAAUAAUAUGAGUAAGUAUCCGUAAUGAGAAUGAAUAAUCAUAAAUUAAAUAUUUUCUGAGUAUCGUAUGGAUGUAUUGGUUUCUAACUAAAAUUAACCUCCGAUGAAUAUAUAAAUACCUUUUAGCGGGUAAGAAAUCUUUUUGAAAGUGUGCUCUCAAUUAUGCCGGCUUUACUUACAUUUGCACUGCAAAGUAAAGAACGUCAAGACUGCUAUUGACAUCCCUGCGGAAUCAUUAACAAUAUGAGAUGGUCGCUCAUUAUUUUGUCUAACAAAAUAUGUUGUGGAUAUUUUGAAUGCACAUUGAAAUUCGUGAGGUAUGGGAAUAAGAAUGUUACAAAUGUCUAGACUAAGUUAAGUUUAUGUCGUAAAUUAUUCUAUGUUGUCAUUUAAUGUGUUCGAAAAUAGCAAUUUUGACACGUUUCAUGUUAUAAAUGCAUGUUUUUGAAAGCGAGUGAACCUAAAUAAUAACUGAAAUAGGUAUUUUGUAGCCAAAUGCUAUAUGUUUUAGCUUUUAUUUCAUGUUCUUGAUACGUCCAAUGAACAUAUUUAUUCAAACCUAUUUUUGAUUAUAGUACAUAUUUAAUCCACGAGAAGGAACCAUAUGUAAAGUGUACUGAAUGGCAGCCUUGCGUUGUUUCAACUACAAUACACUUUAUUGAUUCUUAAAAAGAAAUAUAUGUCAAUCAGUGAAAUAAUUGCGCCUACGCUACUUUAUACAAAUACCCACCAUUCAUUUUAGAAUACGUAAGAUUAUUUUUAGAUAAUAUUUGUUUUGUAAUUAAAUAGUUCCAAGUGUACUUUCUAUAUCUAAGCAAUAUAAAAUUCUUUAAAAAAUAUAUUAUGACAGCAUGCAAAUUACAUAUGGGUUGUUAAAUUAUUCGCCAACGUUUUCUAACCCGGUAAGAACAGAAUAGUCUAAACAUCUUCGGCAGCUAAAGCACAAUACUGAGCAUUUUUAGGCUAUAUUAAUAUAAUAAUAUAACAGAAAACAAAAUUCCUGUUGUCUGGUAUCUUUGAAUAUUCUUUGAUGUAUGUGAAUAUUUUUUUGUGUAACCAAAGCAAUUACUGUUAACCUCCAUAUUAUGAAUUUGGGUUUUUCUUGACGCAUUGUCAAUGUUUGUAAACUUAACUUUUAUUUGUAUUUUGUAAAUGUUUAUAAUGAACAUUCCAAUAAAAUUACCCAUAUACCAAAUACUUA
Molecule: messenger RNA, 10788 nt
Organism: Manduca sexta (tobacco hornworm)
Lineage: Eukaryota; Metazoa; Arthropoda; Insecta; Lepidoptera; Sphingidae
Product: signal-induced proliferation-associated 1-like protein 2
Exons: 16
Coding region: 395-3862 (1155 amino acids)
Biological process (GO): regulation of small GTPase mediated signal transduction; activation of GTPase activity
Cellular component (GO): cytoplasm
Molecular function (GO): protein binding; GTPase activator activity
Source: RefSeq, a predicted model, not a curated record